UUAAUUGCUCUUUGUCUUGUUUCUGCUGACACUGGAUCUAAAUAAUUGGAUUUGUCUUAGACAAAAAAAUUGCACCCAAGUCAGCCAAUGAUAUCAAACUUAUAAGUGCUGGGAAAAUCUUGGAGAACAACAAGACAGUUGGUCAGUGCACUGUACCAUCUGGUGAGCUACCAAAUGGGGUAAUCACCAUGCAUGUUGUGGUGCAGCCAACUUUAGUGAAAGUAAAAACAGAAAAAAAGGUGAAUGAACUCCCCAGGAAAAAUUUCUGUUCAUGUGCGAUAUUAUAGGAGUUUUUUGAUCCUUGAUUCAGAGUCAAGCAGGUGCAGUAGCCUUGGUUUGACGGACUGUCUGGAGCUGCUGGUAGGACAGAAUGAUUCAUAGAACAGUGCUGGCCAUCAUUACCCUUCAGGUUCAUCGGACCUCCAGGGGUAACAGUGCAUGCCGGUGGUGAUAUAUUUACCUUAUACAAAAUGCGUGUUAAUUUGUAUUUAAAAGCAACCUUUUUUCUAAUUUUUUAAUCAUUUUUUUUACUCUAUUUUAAUAUAAGGUUUAUGAGUUCAGUAUACUCUUCCAUCCCAUUAAUUGUCCAUUGACAUUUAAAAUCAUUUUUCCUAGGCAAAAGGCAUGAUGCGUUCGGGACAAUUAUAUUGGUAGUGGUCAGCAAGGAUCAUCAGAUUGAGGGGCACUCUCUGCAUUCUGAUGGUUUAUGUUGUAUAAUUUGCCAAUGUGAUGCAAUCUGGAUUGUAUAGAUAUUUGUAUCCGUGGAAGGUAAUAAAGGGAAAUCUGGUUU
Molecule: messenger RNA, 790 nt
Organism: Rubroshorea leprosula
Lineage: Eukaryota; Viridiplantae; Streptophyta; Magnoliopsida; Malvales; Dipterocarpaceae
Source: the annotation of a GenBank genome assembly